UUGUUUUUCCCGCCCGCAGCCGCAGCAUAGAUACCGUGGGAUUUAUCAAGUUUUCUCCUUUCGCUUGAUCUUGAUGCCGAAAUACUUCACCUCCGGCGCACGUUAGUCUUAUCCACCGUCAAUGGCUAAUCGGCAGUCACUGGAUUUUUCCAAAACUCAACGUGUAGUCCUCCUCAUUGACCUAGAUCCAAUUCUCACGCUCCAAAACCCUUCCCCCUACUUCUCCGCCGUCAUAUCCGCGGCAAAUCGCCUCCUCCGAUUUCCUCCGCUCGCGGCCACCCUCUCCGCCUUCAAACUCUUCUUCUCCUCCCUCUCUCCGCUGCGUUGCGCCGCAGCUCUCCCUCGCGAUCUCUCUACACGUUCCCUAUCCUUCAAUCUCCCCCAAGAGACUCUCGGAUCCCUCUCCACAACGUUAAAUUGCAUAUCUAGCUCCGAUCCGCCGAAUUCAGCGUGCUGCCCCCGCGCUUCGAAUGCCGCCAGCUCGCUGCUUCAAUUGGUUCACGACUACGCGUGGGAGAGCGAGCAGGAUAAGCUCGCCGGUGGUGGUGAAUUUCCAGAUGGAGGUUUUGUGAAAAUUCCUUCUAAUUUAGUUGUUCUGUUUUCGCCAAUUGGCCAGUCUGUUAAUUCAUUGGUUGAUUAUCUGGAAGUGCGUGAGUUUAAUGAUGCAUUUUGCGCUGUUCGAGAAGCAUUUUCUGUUAGGGAUAUUCAUUUGAGUUGGGUUGACGUUAAGAUUGAAACUGAUGAGAUUGAUGAGAAGAAAUAUGGGUGUGGGGAAAAUUUAGUGACGAUCAGGGAUGGGAUCAGGAAAAUUGGAUGGGGUUUUUGUUCUAGCGAUUUCAUUGUCUUGUGCUCGGUUUUGUUGCCUCUUGGGCUGAUCUAUCCCCAAAUUGGGUUGUCUUUCGACUUUGCUGAUUUUGGUGGUAUUCGUAGAAGAAAAUAUAGUGGAGAACUGAAUCUUGAGAUAUUGGAUGUGAAAGGGAAGCCUUUAGAAUGUAAGUUCUGUGAUCUCGAGCUUGUGAUUCUAAAGAGUCUAUCUUGUACUAUUGAAACUGAUGACAUUUUUAAUGGAGCGGAAUCUAGAGAUUCACAUAGUUUCUUCAGCCGAAACGCAUUUUGGGCUCAAUUUGGUGAGGGAACAAUGAAGAUACAUGUUAAGAGUGUUCAUAGCUAUAAUGUGCAGGAGAAUACCGGAGGCAUGUCAGAUAUCAUUUUGGUGAGUGAGUGUUUCCAGGAGUCGCAAAAGGAAAAGAAGAAGAGUGGUGCUGACCUUUUCGCAGACAGGGUUCUUGAGAUUCUGCACGAAGAAAUGGGCGGAUUGACUUGCAGGGAUCAGUUGCCCACCUGGCAAAUGUUUUUGAGUUUUCUUCAUAUGAAUGGUUACUGGGCCUCAAUUUCCCUCUCGAGUAGCAAGGGAGAUAUGUUAGUGGGUCGUCUCAAGCCUUUGACCGCUCAUUUGGCUGUUCUCCACAUCUCAGAUGCUGGUUCUCUGAGAGGUAGAAGUGGAUUUAAUGGCGCCAAUCGUGAUUUCUGCAUUGAGGAAAUGAUCGACUCAAACACAUGUUCAGGCUCCCAAACUGAUGCAUCGACGUCUGGUAACUGUAAACAGUAUGGAGAUGGAAAAAGGAAAAGGAGCCAAAGGCAUCUCUAUCAGGAGAUGACAUGGAGUUCUUUCCGCGAAGCAGCUUUUGAAGGAUCAAAUUUUGACUUGUUUGAGCUUUAUACUGCCAGAUAUUUGGAAAAAUCCAAGAAGCUGAAGUUCCUUAAAUGCUGGAUGAAACAUAUUAACAAAGUUGAAGAAUCUUUCUUGAAAAUAUUGCCGGUAAUCAAUUCCAUGGGGGAAACAUCUGGUUUUAAUGUAUUACCGUCCAAGUGUUCUCCAGUGCAAGAGGAAGUUGUGCCUGUUUCUAAAGUAGAGACUCAAGAUGCAUUUUUGAACAUUCUCUCUAAAAGAAUCCGUCAUGGCCUGGAGUCGGGUAUGGACUUGCAGAAGCUGGCAGAGCGCGUUGUCGAAUUCUCCAUUCAUUGGCUGCAUAAGAAGAGUGAGACUGAAGUUAAUGCCGAAGCUCAGCAAUGUGCAGCAACUUCAGAUGAUCUUAAUAGUGAGGAUGUAGUUGGGAAGUUAAUUAAACUCCUACUUAGAUCACCUAAGGAAAUGAAGGAGGUGCACCAGAAUCCAAGUUCCUCUCUAUCAUCGGAAGCUAUAGUUCGAGAAUAUGAGCUGCAGAUUCUGCUUCGAAUGGAGAUUCUGCGGUCAGAUGUUGAGGCACUGAUGAGAGAAUCGAGCAAAAAGAAGCUACUGAAGCAGAUAUGUUCCCAGUUAGAGAUCAUUCAAUUCCUCGUGGCAGGUGGGAUUCACGGUCAUAUUAGCUUAUACGAUUAUGUUGAGCGUACUAUCAGAGCAAGGUAUUCAGACAAGCUCGAAGAUGUUGUGAAAGACAUAUACGCUGAAAUGGACUUGCUGCCUUUUGGUGAGGAAGAUGAAGCUCCGAGCCUACUGUUCAACAGUGAGGAUAGCAGUCAAUCAUGGCGAGAUAAGCAUGAUAGAAAUGACAAAGGCGAGGCCAACAACCUCAACCAUUCAGUCUCUGCUGAGGGAGAGUCCUCACAGCCUCUCACAAGUAUGCACACUAGUCUACAAGAGAGUGGAAUAGAUGAUUAUACACGCAGCCUUAAUGAAGCUCGUGAGAGAAGGGAGAAGGCUCGAAGAUCUGCCCCCUUCGUAAGCAAGGCCCUUGAUCUGCAGAGAGUCUGGGCACCUAAGCAACAACCCAAGGUGACAAAAUGUAAGUAUGAUCCUCGUCCCAGCAAAUCAAAACGGAAGGAUAAGCAUACUCGCAGCUAUAGUGUGGUUUGUGAAACUCCAAUGACUGGAAAUAAACGAGUUUGCUCUGGAGCUGGAACCCAUGAUCUUGGCAGCUCUUCAUUCUCUACUGUUUCCAAGGCUUUGUUUCAAGACAACUGAUGAUUAUUCCAUUCAAUUGAAAAAACUAAUGGCCAAUAAGUUGGUGAAGAACAUUUGUUUUCAUUACUUUCAUGUAUAUCUCAUAUAUUUGCAUAGUUUAAUUAUGAGUUAAUAUUCAGCAAAUGAACGAAGUAACUGAUGUAUUCAUACUCCAUACUUUUCACACCUUGUAUCAAAAUAUCGUGGUGCUGUAA
Molecule: messenger RNA, 3156 nt
Organism: Salvia hispanica
Lineage: Eukaryota; Viridiplantae; Streptophyta; Magnoliopsida; Lamiales; Lamiaceae
Product: LIM domain protein
Biological process (GO): regulation of DNA-templated DNA replication initiation; mitotic DNA replication checkpoint signaling; DNA replication
Cellular component (GO): nucleus
Molecular function (GO): chromatin binding
Source: RefSeq, a predicted model, not a curated record